Trichobilharzia regenti is the source of this 2289-nucleotide messenger RNA. NCBI's taxonomy places the organism in Eukaryota, Metazoa, Platyhelminthes, Trematoda, Strigeidida, Schistosomatidae. The record is from the annotation of a GenBank genome assembly.
GAGUGUUUCGCAGUCGGAUCGCAUGAAGCGGACAUCAAGAGAAAUGAGAAUUUAUAUCAAUCCAGAAAGCAUAAUUUCAACCAACAUGCCGGAUAAGUCCAGCCUUUAAAAAGAUAUUGGACUAGUCGUCUUUUUUGAAGUAGCUCGCUACUGUAGCCUUUGUUGUUCCCAAGAUGGUUUGUGGAUUGCUUAAAUUAUGUAUACAUCAUUAUCUAGACUGUAAGGGAUAAUUCAAAUUCAUCGAAAAACAAUUCCGAAACUACGAGUAACGUAGAAAAAAUGGACUGUGACCAAGAUGACCAGAGUAUGCUCUUGGCAAUGGUAAUAAAUAUACCGACACCUCCUGGCCCACAAUGUUACUGUAUGAUGCCGCGUGAUUAUAGCAGACCGGAUUUUCAGUGUAGCGUCUGUUAUAAGUGGUUUCACCUGGAAUGUAUUGCUUUCAACAUAGGGAAAGCUUUGCCAUUUCUUACUGCAUACCACUUCAUGUGCAAAAAGUGCAAUGCUAUCGGAGAGGAGGUUUUUUCUAGGAAGCAGGCUAAUUUUACCGUCAUGUGUCAAACAGCUUUGGCAAAUCUAAUGCUGAGGCAUGGCGGUCGUUUAUACUUUAUGGAAUCUAAGGAACUCAUACCUUUUCUUGAGGAGUGUUGGGAAGAACUCACAACACAGCCAAGGAAGUCCAAUAAUUCAUGGUAUCCGAACAUCCAUAAAACUUUGACUAGUAGUGAUGUUUUCAAAACUGUAGAAACGCCAGACGAUCUCUACGUGUGCUUAUCAAAUACGGACCUCACAAAAAUUGGUCCGAGUUAUGAUCGAUUUCGUGCUCUUACAAGCCAGUUGCGGACAAAUAUUACUAAACUGGGUGUCCCGUCCGCAAACAUUCCCGCCAGUGUGUCUCAAAAUCAGUCUUCGGUGUCGGGUGCUGUUUCCGAUACUGCAGAUCAGUUCCUGCAUCAUUCGUCAGCUGGCAACCAGUUUCCUUUUAGUGGUGAAAUUGAUGGUGUGGAUCAACCUGCUUGGCGUAAACGCAGAUCUCCGGGUAAUAGUUUAUUCAGUGGAAUGGGUAGUUUUUCUGUAUCAUCUUUUAUGCCUGGCACGUCUUCAGAAGGCAAAAUUUCGGGGAGUAUGUCUACUACUGAAGUUUCAACGUUCCCUGGUAUGAGAGCUUCUGCGUCAUCCAAUGAAGUAAACAAUGCUUCUCCAAGUGGCUUGGUGCGUUCAACUCGCCGAGCCACUUUAACGUCUGUUCUUGGUGGGACUACUGCACUGAGUGGAGCUGCAGUUUCUGAUGAAGGACGUGUAAAGUUGAAUGCUUUGGGGUUUCCAAUAGAUCAUGCGCUAAAUAGAGAAGGAUAUCGUUACAUUUUAGUUGAACCAGACAAGCAUGCUCCUGGUCGAGAGCAGUGGGAUGAAUGUGAGUUCACAGCUGGAAAGCCCAUACCUGGCUUAUUCUACCGUGUGUUUAUAUGUUCGCAAGUGGUCUUGUCUCUGAGUGAUCGUGCGAAUCACUUGAAAGUACACGAAUCUCAGUUAUCAGUUACUGGCGAUAAAGGAUACUGUAUGUCUAGAGCGACUCACAGCGUUCACUCGGGUACCUGGUAUUUUGAAGCAAUCAUCACAGAACAACCAGAAGGUUCUGCAACUCGAAUUGGCUGGUCUCAAAUGUAUGGUAAUUUACAAGCACCUUGUGGUUUUGACAAAUUUAGCUAUUCCUGGCGAUCACGUCUUGGUACUGUAUUUCAUGAAUCUCACGGUAAACAUUAUACGAAUGGUGGAUAUAAAAAGGAUGAUGUCAUCGGCUGUUUAAUACAUUUGCCGUCAACAGUUGGCCCUUUCACACCGAUAGAAAAUCAAGCUUCAAAAUCUUCCACACCUCAAUUGAUGAAUACAUUUUCUCCCAUGAUGGAUGACGUUCAUUCUAGCAUAAGUGGUACGCUGAACUCAACAGAUUCAAGGAAAUGUAAUAAUAAUUCACAUGCACCUACUUUUCUUCCUGAAACUUACAAAGACCGUCCUUUGAUCAGGUUUCGGAGUUCCUUCUACUUUGAAGAAAAAGAUGAUCCAAGUAAAGCCGAAAAAUCACUGCGUCCACUACCGAAUAGUAAGAUUGUAUUUUAUCGUAAUGGUGAGUGUAUGGGAACAGCUUUCACGAAUAUCUACGCAGGUAGCUAUUAUCCAGCAAUAUCAAUAUUCAGGGCAGCCACAGUUUCUGUCAAUUUUGGUCCAUCCUUCAAACAUCCUCCAAAUGAUUUUCCAGAUUGGCAACCGGUAAGUGUUAGUAAAAAAUAG